AUGGAGAGCAGCACUAAUACGAAACUCCGUGUUGUCUUCAAUGCAUCGCAGAAAUCAUUGAACGAACUGGCUUUGAACGAUUUGCUUAUGACGGGUCCAGUGGUGCACGGCACCUUGUACAAUAUACUACUCAACUUCCGGUCUUACCACAUCGCGUUGACUGGAGAUAUCGAAAAAAUGUAUCUACAAGUCCAAAUUACAAUCCUUAUGUUGUGGCAGAAGCCCGGACAUCCUCCAGCGGAGUAUGGAAUGAAUACCAUUACGUUCGGAACCACAUGCGCUCCCUUUUUGGCUACUCGGACAUUGCAGCACUUGUCAGAAGACGACGGGAAGAAAUACUCACUUGGCAAGCAGACAGUUAAGGAUUUUUACGUUGACGAUUGCUUAACGGGAGGUGGUACGUUGGAAGAAGCAAAGGAAAAACGGCGGUAG
Messenger RNA from Topomyia yanbarensis, 432 nucleotides. RefSeq lists its product as uncharacterized. Bases 1 to 432 code for a protein of 143 amino acids. Lineage: Eukaryota; Metazoa; Arthropoda; Insecta; Diptera; Culicidae. The record is from RefSeq and is a predicted model, not a curated record. The transcript has a single exon.